Molecule: messenger RNA, 935 nt
Organism: Amaranthus tricolor (Joseph's coat)
Lineage: Eukaryota; Viridiplantae; Streptophyta; Magnoliopsida; Caryophyllales; Amaranthaceae
Exons: 3
Coding region: 230-598 (122 amino acids)
Biological process (GO): proton motive force-driven ATP synthesis
Molecular function (GO): proton transmembrane transporter activity
Source: RefSeq, a predicted model, not a curated record
UCAGACUCACUGAGUCGCUCUAACUCACCCUAAACCCUAAAAAACUCGUGUUCAUAUUGUUUCUUCCACACAUUUAUCUCAGCCGUUCGGCGACUUUUCCUUCCUGCCUUCCCAUCAUUGUUUCUCCUUCUUAUUUUUGGUUGUUGAGACUUAUUCGAUUCCUCUCAUCAUCAGUUCUACUUUCAUUCUCCAUUGAUUCAACUGCAGAUCUCGUAAUUUCUAGAAUUCAAUGGCAUCAAAACUUCGUCAGUUGCAGUCCAAGGCUUGUCAGGCUACUCAGUUCAUUUCCAAACAUGGUGAAGUUUAUUACAAGCAAACGAUAGAGCAAAACAAGGAACACAUUCAAGAGCCUGCCACUGUUGAGACUUGCAAUCGUUUGGCAAAGCAAUUGUUUUACACUCGCCUUGCAAGUUUGCCUGGUCGUCGUGAAGCAUUCUGGAAAGAAGUCGAGCAAGUUAAGCUGGCAUGGAAGAACAGGAAGGACGUGAAAGUUGAAGAAGUUGGAGUUGCAGCUUUGUUUGGGCUCGAAUGCUUUGCAUGGUUUUGUGCUGGUGAAAUCGUAGGACGAGGAUUUACCUUCACUGGCUAUAAAGUUUAAUAUGACUCCAACAUGAAUUGACUUGCCGUUGAGACAAGUUGGCCUCAUUCCAUUUUAUUUGCCUCCAAAUGCCUAGUUGAGUUGAAGAUUUUUGAAAAAUACCAGACACAUUGAGGAUUUUUGUGUUCGAUGAACCGAAGGAAUGAAGUUGAAUUUCUUUGAUAUAUGUCUCUUUGCUCUCUUAUCUCCAUCUCUUUUUGUUUUAGAAGAUGAUCACAUAAUAAGGCAAAGAUGAUACUUAUAUAUUUCUGUUAAUUGCUGCUGUAAGCAAAAGUGCAAUGUAUUUGACAUUGAAAUGGAUUAAUAGUGAAUAACUAUCUUCUUUAGGUCUGGACAA